CAUGAGCAAACUGCAAAGUGGAUCCUGAGCUGCCGUGUGAUUUUCACUGACACACUCACUAUUACCUUGGACAAUGCUGCGAGUAAGGUGUCUGAGAGGAGGUAGCAGGGGGGCCGAGGCUGCCCAUCUGAUCGGAGCCAUGGUUGGUAUUCUGGUGGUUUCAUGUUUUUUUUUUCAGUUACUUCCAAAUUUUUAGUUGUUGUUUUCGAAAAAAAAAAACACAUUUCAGUCAACGUGAAUAAAGAAAAAAGUGUUUGACAUUUUCUUCAUCAGGCUGUCAGUGCUGCGUCUUUUUUCUUUGAAUUAGUUUGAUUUGUUAAUUUGAUUUUUUUUCUUUUUUUUUGCGACAAUACAAAACCUUUUAAAGAAUCCACUCUUAUCGAGUUUUUUUUUCUUUUUGCAAAAACCCUGAUUGUGUCAAUGAGACCUUGGUCCAAGAAUUGAUUUGUUUCUAAAAGCGGAGGGAGGUUUUUUGCUGCGCUCUGAGUGACAGUGAACAGCUGUUUGGCACAGAUGCGCUCCCAAACUCAGAGACACUUGAGCUGCUCCGGAGCCAACAGAGGCCACAGAGUCAGGCCUAUCUGUGCUGAUAACGCUCCUUAAUAACACGUGUACUUUGGCACCAAACAAACUAAAGGCAUUUGAAAAAAGAUACCUGAGGUCACUCAGUCUCUUUUAUCAGCCUGCACCGUUUUACUUUAAUUAGAUUAGCCUUUACAUGUUUCAGCUUCCAGCCAAGUCACACAUUUUAAUGUUUUUAUAGCUCUGAAACAAAAGAAAAGGUAAACACACUUGCAGUUAUGGUUCUACACAGUCAGUUUUGCAUAUUAUAAAUAAAAAAAAGCAAUAUUUAUAAAUUCACAUUAUAUUCUCACUCUAAAUAAUUGGUCUAAUAUGCAUUUAAUUCUUUCCCACUGAGGGCUUUUUACAUUUUUUUCUUUAAGAAAGUCUUUUUCUUCCUUAGCUUGGCCGGGCAGUGACUGGAUGGGUGCAGAGGACCUUCCAGAGCACUUCCAGUGCAGCUGCUGCACACUCCCAGCGUGCAGUUGAAGAGGAACAUGUUACUGAGCCUGUGCAGCAGGAGUGCCCUGUCUGCGCCUACAAUGAAUGGGACCCUCUUGAGGAGGUGAUUGUGGGUCGUGCCGAAAAUGCCCACGUGCCUCCCUUCACUGUGGAAGUGAAAGUAAGCAAAACAAUGGUCAUGCUGUGUGGGUUUCUCAACAGGACUGUAAAAUGAUAUCUGACUUACACUGCUGGACUCUGGAAUUCGCUGCAUGUUGUCAUUUUUAUUUUCUUAACUUCUCUUCAGGCUAACACAUAUGAGAAGUAUUGGCCCUUCUACCAGAAGUAUGGGGGCCAGUCCUUCCCUGCGGACCACUUGAAGAAAGCUGUUGCCGAGAUUGAAGAAAUGUGCAAUAUUCUGCGCCAUGAGGGCGUCACUGUGGCGAGACCAGAACCCAUUGACUGGUCCAUGGAAUAUAAGACUCCAGACUUCUCAUCAUCAGGUAAAGAGAACAAAAGAAACACUAAAGAAAAAAGGAUCACAAUUUAAAUUUAUGUCCACCCAUUUUUGAUGCCCUGUUGUUCCUGCAUUGUGUGUAAAAUUUUGUGUAUAAUGCAAUCAAAAGUGCAAGUUUAUUGAUGUUUACAAUUUUUGCUACUUUAUACUGAACAUAUUCUACUCGUACACAAGCAGUUAAUCAUGUACUUUCUGCUGUGUGUUUGCUGUCAAGCCACCUGCAGUGACACUGCAUCACUCUAUAUCUUAUACACGGCUGUAGUAUGCACUGCUAUAUGACUGCUAAUCCUGUGCUGUUCUUUCAUUUCAGGAAUGUAUGCUGCCAUGCCCAGAGACAUCCUUAUGGUUGUGGGAAACGAGAUUAUUGAGGCUCCAAUGGCCUGGAGGGCUCGCUUCUUUGAGUACAGGGCCUACAGACCCCUGAUCAAGGACUACUUCAGAAGAGGUGCUAAAUGGACCACAGCUCCUAAACCCACCAUGUCAGAUGAUCUGUACGAUCAGGUAAUGUACCCUCCUGAGUUAUUGCUCGACUUUUACUUGCCACUUGUUGACCAAUUUCUCAAUAAUACAAAGUAAAUCCUGCAUUAAAAAUACCAGCUGUACACGACUGAUUGAAUGUUAUGGUACCAUUCAGGACUAUCCCAUCCGUACUGUGGAGGACAGACACAAGCUGGCCGCAGAGGGGAAGUUUGUGACCACAGAGUAUGAGCCCUGUUUCGAUGCUGCAGAUUUCAUCCGAGCUGGAAGGGAUCUUUUUGUCCAGAGGAGUCAGGUAUGAAAACUGUUGCGAUAGCAGCGUGGCUACUGUCUGGAAUAGACGACUCCUUGUCUGAGAGCACAAGGACAAAUUCUCCAUUCUUAUCCAACAAUCUUUUACUCAAACAAUGGUCACAUGCAGAACAACACGCAACGUGCAGAAUGAAAGAUUAGAUAAAGCAACAAUGUGCAAGUGCUGAACUGAUGACAUAACUCACAGAUGUCUUUUUGUUUGUAAAUGACAUUUAAAAAAAAAUAAAAAAUCUGUUUCAGAUACAUGAAAGAAUUAUUCCUUGAAGAUAUGUAGAAUUUGCAUCAUUAGAUAAUACCUGAAACUUUUUGUGAUAUCCUUUUGCAGGUUACAAAUUACAUGGGCAUUGAGUGGAUGCGCCGUCAUCUGGCCCCAGAGUACAAGAUCCACAUAAUCUCAUUCAAGGAUCCCAACCCCAUGCACAUUGAUGCCACUUUCAACAUCAUCGGGCCAGGACUGGUGCUAUCAAACCCUGACCGCCCAUGUCGCCAGGUACUGUUAGAGGACAAGGCUUUCUUUGAGCUCACAUUGUGUCCCAUGCUGCCCUCUUGUGGACUGAGACAGCAGCUUGAUUGAUAACGAAACACAAAGUGCUCUUUGUUCACCCCUGCUCUUUGUCCUUUGACUUUUCCUCUGACCUCAGAUUGACAUGUUCAAGAAGGCCGGCUGGACUAUUGUGAAACCUCCCACACCUCUGAUUCCUGAUAGUGAGUACUCCAGCUAAACUCUUCUUCUCUCACAUGCCCAGACAUUUUUUUUUACUUGAAGGUAAAGGACACUUUUCCUUUCUGUUUAGACCAUCCACUGUGGAUGUCCUCAAAGUGGCUGUCCAUGAAUGUCUUGAUGUUGGAUGAGAAGCGUGUCAUGGUCGACGCCAACGAGAGUACCAUUCACAAGAUGUUUGAGAGUCUUGGUAAAUUCAUACAUUUUAAACAUACUUGAUUAUUUGUAGUCUUUCAAAUAUCAAUUUCGGAUGUGAAAUUUUGAAAUGUGAAAUGUUUUCACUGUGUAAAGAUUUGUACAUUUGUUUGUGUUGCAGGUAUUAAGACCAUAAAGGUGAGCAUCCGCCAUGCCAACUCCCUGGGUGGUGGCUUCCACUGUUGGACAACCGAUGUCCGCCGCCGUGGUACCCUACAGUCCUACUUCCACUAGCCAUGCCAGAAAUAGGCAGUUUUUAUUGAGCUUUGGAGAUUAAAGCCUCAGUCCCAAAUCUUUACAUAACUAUAAUUGUUGAAUCUGUUUUGUCAGUCGAUUGUGUAUGUAGACACAGGUUAAUGAAGGCUGGAGCUUUGUGAUGCCAAAUCCUACUGUUGGAAAUUUUAAAAAAACUUUUCUUAGACAGUACACACAUUUGAAAUCUGGGUGUCAGACAUCACCUGAAUCCUGUUCUGGAUGGGGUCUCACCACCUGAAAUGAACAUGUUUGAAUAGUUUUGAAUUGACACUGCUGUGCAUCAGAGUGCCUUUGCAAACAGCUUUGUUCUUGAUUUUUACGCUUGAUAGCAACAAAUGAACAUCACUUCAAUCAGUAAUCUCAAUAUUAACUGCAUUUCUGGCCUGGCUAUUGUGAAGCUGUUCAUGGCUUCUUCAUCUAAAAGCCAGAACGUUUGAGGACAAGGUACAAUUUGGUAUGAGAGUCACCUAACAAAAGGGCACACGGGGGUUAAACUACCUCCUCAUGAAAAGUCAGAAACCACAAUUCUCUUCUUUCCAAACUAUUUUUUUACUUAAAGAAAUGUAUUAAAAAGUUGUUACGUAGGUCAUUAAACAAGAUUAAUUUCUUAUUUCUACUAGUAUUUUAUUUUGUAAAGCUUUAAUUGAUUUAACAGCAAAAGAUCUAUUUAUAUUUUUCAUACUCUUUAUUGGAUUUCCCGACAAUUAGUGUUUUUAUAUAUUUACUUAAAAAGUAUGCGGUCCAUAUCAGAUAUUGUCUACCUUUUGCCUCUGCUGUUGUCUCCGAUUGCAAACUGGGCCAGUUAUAUGCUACUAGUCAUUCUCUCUGAACUGCAUGGCUGCUUUUUGAGUGUAAAGCAAAGACGCCUAAAGAAUGAACCAUGUUUUGUUGUGAUGUUUUGUGUUAUGCAACAUUAUUAAAUAUAAUUCAAAAAAGGAGUUUCAUUUUUGUGAUUGGGUGCUUGGUUUUUGAUACAUCAUUUAUUAUAUUGAAGGCAUUUGUCUUAGUUAUUAGCGCCAUAUGGCAGCACUGCAUGUCCUUACUCUUAAUCAGGUAUCUAGCAGUGCAAAUCAAGAGUGGUGAAGGAUUAACACGAGGGGGAAAAAUUUAUUAACAUUUUCAGGAAAGAUUACUUUUGGGGGACUUGGUAGAUGAAGUAGUUAGGAGUUAGUAGUUAUGAGUAAUCAGCAUUGUAGUUUCUUAAAAUCAGACCUUCUUAGAUACCGAUUGGUAAUUUUAUCAUUACGGUUGCAUUAUUUUUCACAAGGUGAUCAUAUUUUAGCUGGAACUUUUAAUCUAAUAGGUACUGGGGUGAUUGAAGUUCUUCAGUUUAUGUGGUGGAGGAUAAAUUACAGUGUUAAGUAAAACUAUUUAAAAAGCACGUGUAGAAUUCAGUUCGAUACAGUCAAUACUCUGCUAAAGCAACAUUAAAUGUAACCUUAAGAUCUGCAAAGUUUUAUAUCCUUCAUUUGGUCCCAUAAAGAAAAUCAAUAUGGGUCACCUGAAACAGUGAAACCUGUUCACCUGCCGGAUAAAAAGCUCCACAUCUACUGUAACACCUUUAUAUCAUCAAACAUUAACCUGGCUGAUGUGUCAGUCAGAUGAGUAUUACAUCAUGUUAUUAUGUAAACCAAAGGCAAGCGCAAUAAUCACACUGCUGUUCAAACAAGAACUGCACUUCACCUGUAUAUAUUCUCAAAAAACUGCAUCAUUUAGUCACUCUCUUCUUUCUCACACUGGCUGGGUCACUUUUAGAGUUACAGGUACAUUUUUCCCCCCUUUUUCAUGCUGUAUUUAUGUUUUUAUGAACCUCUUUGCUAUGUUUAUUACUGGUGUGCUCUAGAUACCACAGGAUCAGAUCCAGAUUCUACAUAGUCUGUGUUUUAAUUUAUCAGGAUCCCAAUCUGUUGUUCAUUUAAUAAUAAUCAAUAUUGUAGAAACUAAGCAUGAAAGUGUUGCAGCUUCAGUAUUGCUGCAAAGACAUGUCUGUGUUCUGCUGCCACUUAGUGGUGAAAAUUGAUAGUUGUCCACCAAAGUUUGUUUUAAACAGCUGUUUUAAGAAAAAUAUUUGUAUUUAAUUUAAUUUCAACGUAUUGGAUUGUCGCAACAUUUCCACAGUGCAAGCAUUCCCUCCAAACGUCUGUUUUCAGCCCAAAAUCCCAUCUAAACAAAACAUGUUUUGCUUUGCUUGCUGACUCUAUGCAUAUAUAGCACAGUAUUGCAGAACUGCACUUGCACAAUCUUUUAACAUUUUACCUAAAUCUGUUUAGUACAGCUCACAUUUUAAAGCACACUUCAUCCUAAAAGAUUUACUAUCUUCUGAAGUGUGACCAAUGCUGGAAACUUAAGAGGACCAUCUGAAAGCAAUGGAUAUGCCCGUCUGCUCCCUUUAUGGAUAAAUCAAAUUCUCAGCCAUCCUUUGUCAUAUUUACUUGACAUUAAGUCACUUCCCUCUCCAGCUGUUCAGCCAUACCUCAUUUUUCCUUGUGUCCUCUGUAUAUAGUCCUCUGCAGAUUGAUUGCUUGUUUGUACAGCUGCCUAAUUGAGCAACACUGCAGCGGCUUCAACAACUGUCUCCAAACAGAAGAACUGAUUGGGAUCUGGAAAUGAUCAGGCUUCGGUGGCUGCAGGAAAGUGAAGGCAUCGUCUCAUGUUCUCAUGAACCCUGGAUGGUUUUAUCAUCUAAAUAAAGUCCAGAAAAGUCAGCCGAGGAGGAUCAGUGUGUUUAAAUCAUUAGUAAGGCCGUACAGAAUAUCAAUAGACUGUGCAAAAAAUUCACUGCAUAGAUGGUUGGGUUAUCUCUGAUCAGAAGACGAUCACCGACACCCUUUGGCUUAUCUUUCAUCCACAAGGAGGAUGACCCAGAAAUGAUCAUAGCUCAAAAGGCUGUCUGUUCUCUGGAUGCUAUAUCAAAGUUUAUUUAUGCAAAGUUGAUUGGAAGGGAAGAGUAUGGAGGGAGAAGAUGCACAAGCAAUGGGGAUGGGGAUGAUCGCGUGGUCAAAUAAAAUCCUUUCAUGAACUUGGAAGAGCUUAACAAAGAGUAGACUGUUGCAUUUCAACUAUCAAGCAAUUUCUAAAGCAGACAGCAUCAGGGGCUUCAUUUUAUUUGCAUUUUAUUUUAGAAAUAAGGAUUUAGAUUUAAAGACUUUUCCAGCAGGACUCAGCACCUCCCCACAGCGCCAAAACUCCUACCGAAUGAUUUACUGAUUAUGAUAGUGCUUGAUAGUUUGAUUGGCCAGUCAACUCCCCUGAAUCUGAACCCCAUAUGAAAUCUAAAGUGUAUUUGUCAACAACACGAUGAGACACCCAAUCAUAAAAUAGAAAUGAGCCAAAGAUCACUACUAAUGACCAACUAUCAGCCAGGGCCUCAGUUUCUGUAUUUAAUAUCCACUUUUGAUUGAUUCAGACAAUGUGAGAUUCUGGAUUUCUGAAUGACUUAUUUUCACAUAUAUGACAUGAAUAUAAAACCUUUGAAUUUUUGCCAUUUGGGUUAAAUGAGUUCAACAUUAUCUGUAUCUGUAUUUGUCCAACAUACACAGUAACUUAACUGUGCUAAAACAGAAAGAGGAUGUACUCAAAAUUUAAAUAAAACAAACUGUCUACUGUCUAAGUGUAAACUCCUCUGAUUUUAAGUAAAGCAACCACAAGGUGGCUGCAGUCUCAUAGGGCAUCAUACGUAAAAAUAAUACUACAUAAAGCAUUUUUGAAGAACACGUGUCUGUAGUCAUACUGAUACUUGUUUUAUUCUUUAUCUGUUUGUGAUUGCAUUCCUAUAAAAAGAAGGAGAGCACAAUGCGAACCAGGUCAGCAGGGCAUUAGGUGUCCUGACUUUAAGGCGUUGUUUCAAUCAAGCUCCAAAAACAUGAAAUCCCAUGUUUUCUGAAAUAUACAAUCAAAGUAAAGAAAAGCUUCUGCUUGUGUAUUCAUGCCUAGAAAAUGUCCUUUUAAACCCAUCCAGCCACUAAAUAAAGGCUCUUUAUGAUGAGUUUGAGCACUCGAGGCCUCCGGGAGUUGAAAAAAAGUCAGAGAUUUGAUAUUUUUCACGGCCUUUACAGACUAAAAAGAGCUCUUUAUGAGUUAAGUCUAUCGGGUUCAUCUAUGAUUUGUUCAUUAUAGCGAGGUGUAUGUCUUCAUAAUCAUUUGGACACUUAGCCAGAAAAUGAACCCAGUUUCCAAAAUAAAAAAACAAAACAUAUACAAAAUACAUAGAAAUGUGAAUAUUUUUGCUUGUGAAUUAAUGGGAAUUGUAAUACACAUUUCAUCUUCUGUAGUUCAUUGGAACUAUUUAUGAUUUGGUACAAUUAGACACAAUUAGACACAUUGCUGCAUGAAUACAGCAAUGUGUCACAGGCUCAGAGCAGAGAGGAUCCUCUCUCUGUGAGCCCAGAGAGCGCGGCUGGAUUGACGUCAGCAAGGUUUCAUGCUCCGGCUUUAAUUUAACGCUUUGAACAAGUUGUACUUUAACUAGUCGACUGUAACUGGAAUGACAGUUCUGCACUGGAUCAUGGCCAAGAACUGUGUGUUUAACAGUAGAUACUAGGAGCACAAUGUGUGCAGACAAUACAUUAUACAAAGCAUGUCAGCAGCACACUGGAAAAAAAAGGUCCAGGUUUUCUUUGUUGUGUCUG
Xyrichtys novacula (pearly razorfish) is the source of this 8107-nucleotide messenger RNA. The record is from the annotation of a GenBank genome assembly. Lineage: Eukaryota; Metazoa; Chordata; Actinopteri; Labriformes; Labridae.